CCGGGGCGGGGCCGUGUCCGUCCGUCCGUCCGUCCGUCCGUGCGAGCGGCGCGCUCCGGAGCGGUGCGGCCCCGCGGGGAGCGCGGCGCGAUGGCGGCCGGCGGCUACGGGCGGUACCGGGCCGUGAUCUUCGCGGCCAUGUUCGUGGGCUACACGCUCUAUUACUUCAACCGCAAAACCUUCUCGUUCGUCAUGCCCGCCGUCAUGGCCGAGGUGCCGCUGGGGAAGGACGACCUGGGUCUUAUCACCAGCAGCCAGUCUGCAGCCUACGCCAUCAGCAAGUUCAUCAGCGGCGUCCUCUCGGACCAGAUGAGCGCCCGCUGGCUCUUCUCCUCCGGCCUCCUCAUGGUGGGCUUGGUGAACGUGGUCUUCUCCUGGAGCUCCACCGUCAUGGCCUUCGCCGGGCUCUGGUUCCUCAACGGCCUGGCCCAGGGGCUGGGCUGGCCGCCCUGCGGGAAGAUCCUGCGCAAGUGGUUUGAGCCUUCCCAGUUUGGGACUUGGUGGGCAAUCCUGUCUACAAGCAUGAACUUGGCUGGAGGCUUGGGCCCCAUUGUCGCUGCUCUUGUGUCUAUGAACUACGAUUGGCGCAAGACUUUGUCCUUCUCUGGCUUCACCUGCAUGGUUGUCUCUUUUGUUUGCCUUGUCCUGAUUAAAAACGAGCCGGCCGAUGUUGGGCUGCCCAACAUUGAACAAGGAGCCAAGAAAGGGAAGAAAGGUUCCUCCAGUGACAACAGCACCUUGACAGAGCUGCUGCUCUCACCAUACCUUUGGGUGCUCUCAACAGGCUACCUGGUCGUUUUUGGAGUGAAAACGUGCUGUACUGAUUGGGGACAGCUCUUCCUGAUCCAGGAGAGGGGACAGUCCAUGCUUGUAGGCAGUUCCUACAUGAGUGCCUUGGAGAUUGGGGGCCUGGUGGGAAGCAUUGCUGCUGGAUACCUUUCUGAUAGAGCAGUAGCAAAAGUGGGCCUGUCGAGCUAUGGGAACCCUCGGCACGCGCUCCUGCUUUCCAUGAUGGCUGGGAUGUGCGUGUCCAUGUUUCUCUUUCGGAUUACGGUCACAGGUGACUCUCCCAAGGAAAACCACUUCUGGACUGUAGCCUUGCAACCUCUAGCUGAUCUUACAGGCCUAAAAGAACAUGAGCUGUGGAUUCUGACUCUGGGAGCUGUGUUUGGGUUCUCCUCGUAUGGGCCGAUUGCCCUGUUUGGGGUCAUAGCCAAUGAAAGUGCCCCUGCCAACCUGUGUGGCACCUCCCACGCCAUAGUGGCCCUCAUGGCCAAUGUUGGGGGUUUCCUGGCUGGACUGCCUUUCAGCACAAUCGCCAAGCACUACAGCUGGGCCACAGCCUUCUGGGUAGCUGAAGUCACCUGCAUCGCUAGCACAGUGGCUUUCUUCUUGCUACGAAACAUCCGCACCAAGAUGGGCCGGAUUUCCAAGAAGGCUGACUGAGGAUAAGCUGCUUGGUGGAAAGGAUGUUCCCACACUGACGUGAAUGAUGCUCGUUUUUGUUUAACUGGCCUAGGAGUGAGUUUACCUAUUGCUGCAACCUAGAUAAAAAUGUCUCAACUUCUCAUCCAGUGUCAGGUGCCAGAGGGCACAAGGUUCCUGCUACUGAUCACUUUUUCCCUCAAGAUGUGAUAAUUCACCUAGUUUACAUUUGCAAUGAUUUUACUGUACCUCUUCCUCACAGCACUGUUAGUGAAGCAAGCAGGCUCUGCAGCCCAAGCUUCCCCACUACAAGCAGUCUGAAAUGAUUGGCUUCAGGUACACUUACCUCUAGUUUUGUCAUUAUUGUUUGUCUUAGCCAUUAACUGAGACAUUAAUCAGUUCAGCUUUGCUGCUCAGGGGCCUUGAACCGAGCCUUUGCUGCCUGUGUCUGUCCCAUCCAGCUGCCGUAAGCACAGCUGUCCCACGUCACUGCAGCACGAGCUCUGCGUGUGCUCAGCCGCAUGACAGCAGCAGAUCAGGGGAUGGUGACAACUGCAGUCCAGCCUGCUUUGACAGCAGCAAGGCUUCAGCUCUGCAUGGGGUUAGUUUCUAGGGGUGAGGGAGUGUUGCCGCAGACAAGGGAACAGCAGGACAAGUUGUGGCAGGGCUCUCCGCAGCUUUUAGAAACAGGCAUGCUUCCAGGGAAUUCAUGGCGUUUGGAAGCUCCUUCUAAGUGAACUGAUCCCGCCUGGUGCGAUGUCUGUGUGCAGUGUUAAUAAUUUGCAAGGGAGGCAGCUGCUGCCAAGGCAGCUUGUAGCCAGUGCUCUGCAAAUCAGCCAGGGAAACUAUCCCAGGAAUUGCAACAGCAGCCACCACCAACCCACGAUUUCUGCAGCUGGGUUUCUUGAUAACCCACAUUUUUAGCAUUGGCUUGUAUUUUUUCAGUACAAGGUGUGAAGACUGGGAUAGUUUUGGCCAAGAGUUGUGUCCCUCAUGGCUGCAGGCAGGGGCUCAGGCUGCCUCUGAGUCAGCCUUAGCAGAGCCAUCACUGAGAGCCCCAGCAGUCAGGCCCAGCACUCUGCACUAAGUACACUCAGGUAUUUAACCAGGAAUUUGUUGAAUAUUCUGGUUUUUCCCCAAAAGGAUUUACUGUCUUAGGAUCCUGAAAGAGGCAAAUUCAACUCGUAAAGAACCUGCAUGCAGGUACUUUGCUGGGUACCUUGAUUGCAAGAGUAGUUAGCUAGCCUUAAUUAGAUAAAUGAACGUGAAUUACAUUUUGUACUUAAUUACGUGAUCUUCUUCUAUAUCUGAAAUAAAAAUGGAGCAGUGUCACAAGGA
Vidua chalybeata is the source of this 2763-nucleotide messenger RNA. It is a transcript of the gene SLC37A4, whose product is annotated as solute carrier family 37 member 4. Gene Ontology annotation, molecular function: glucose 6-phosphate:phosphate antiporter activity. The coding region runs from base 91 to 1446 and encodes 451 amino acids. Gene Ontology annotation, biological process: phosphate ion transmembrane transport; glucose-6-phosphate transport. The record is from RefSeq and is a predicted model, not a curated record. NCBI's taxonomy places the organism in Eukaryota, Metazoa, Chordata, Aves, Passeriformes, Viduidae. Gene Ontology annotation, cellular component: endoplasmic reticulum membrane. The transcript is spliced from 9 exons.